This is a messenger RNA of Octopus sinensis (East Asian common octopus), 1388 nucleotides long. Its product is annotated as armadillo-like helical domain containing protein 1. The record is from RefSeq and is a predicted model, not a curated record. NCBI's taxonomy places the organism in Eukaryota, Metazoa, Mollusca, Cephalopoda, Octopoda, Octopodidae. The transcript is spliced from 12 exons. Bases 90 to 1325 code for a protein of 411 amino acids.
UGUUCAAAGUAACUGUAGCAGUGCAACUCUCUCUCUCUCUCUCGAGUAAAGCUAACAUGGAAGGCUACUAACAACCACAGUGACACGCUAUGAGACCAGCUAAGGAAGAAGCCCAGAUCAACAGGGUGUUUGAUUUGUUCAAAGAGUGGGACAAGGGAGACGAAGCUACACGGAAGAAAAUCCUUACUUGUUUUAUCCAACAAAACAAAAACAAAACUGGACCUGAACUGGAAAUGCAGUUUGCUGAAGGGGCCAGUUUGAUGUUGGCUCGUAUCAGUGCAUGGCUCCGUCUUUCAUAUUUGUUUGGGACAGCACUCACAGAACAGCUGGAAAGUAUCAAUAUAUUUUUAUCAGCCUCCUGUGGGCAUCUGUUUAUGACUGAAUUCAUUGAAAUUGGUGGAAUUUUCACUUUGAUUGCAAUCCUCCGCUUAUCCCAACUGUCAAAUAAUCACAAAACCAAUGCCGUAAUCUGCUUACAGAGUAUCUCCAAUGCUGGUCGCAAAUACAAAGAAUUAAUUUGUGAAAGUUACGGUCUGGCUGCCAUUGCUGAAUGCCUGGCAAAGUCACAAAACUCAGAAACCCAAGAAAGCUGUCAGCAAUUGUUGUUGUCCUUAUUUCACGCAAACCCUAAAUAUCAGCUACAACUCUACAAGACGCUCAUUGCCCUACUACCUUGUACCUCUCCUAAGGCUCAACAAAUUGCUGUCAACUCCCUAAGGCUGGUACAGCCUGUCAUAAAUACUACCCUUCCCACGUUAGUGGAACCCUUGCUGACCCUGUUGAAGACAUUACACUUGGAGGUACAGUAUGAAGUCACAAAUUAUAUUAAAGAAUUGAUAGGUUCCAAGCUUACCAAUCAGAUUCUUACAGGUCUUAUCAAUCUUUUGUGUCCAGAGGCCAAGUGGUUGGCCAUACCAGACUCUAUCACAGAUCCGAUGAAGUCGAGUCUAUCAGUGACGACGCCUUCCCAUAUCCACAUCCAACAGGCAGCAUCUGCUAAAACUAUAAGAAUUGUGGUGGAAGAUAAUGACGAGGUUGCAAAGAAAUUGAUUGAUUUAGGAGUGAUACCAAAGCUACUGAAUGGAGUUGGUAACCCAGGCAGUGCAGAUUGUCAACGACAUUGCUCAUUAGCGCUUCAGUACUUUGCCAAGACAUUUCCAGAAGAAGCAGUAAAGAUCAAAGAUGUCCUCGGAGAUGAACUUUACAAUGUUCUAAUGUCGUCACCUAACAUUCUCUACCAAAAUCUCUGUGUUAGUGAAGUGGAGACACUAGAGAAUAUCAGAGGCAACAUACAUAUAAUGGAACGCAAGGAAAAAGAACAAUGAAGAGUGGUACAGAAGAAGAGCAGAAAUAAUCAAGCAUAAGAAAAUAAACUAAAAUAAAAUUCA